Messenger RNA from Tetrapisispora phaffii CBS 4417, 1914 nucleotides. RefSeq names its product Tpo4p (gene TPO4). Gene Ontology annotation, biological process: spermidine transport; spermine transport; transmembrane transport. Gene Ontology annotation, cellular component: membrane. NCBI's taxonomy places the organism in Eukaryota, Fungi, Ascomycota, Saccharomycetes, Saccharomycetales, Saccharomycetaceae. The transcript has a single exon. The coding region runs from base 1 to 1914 and encodes 637 amino acids. The record is from RefSeq and is a predicted model, not a curated record. Gene Ontology annotation, molecular function: spermidine transmembrane transporter activity; spermine transmembrane transporter activity.
AUGAAUAGUGCAGAUAACACGUCUCGGUCUCUAGAGGACGAAAAACUUUCUGAUAAUGGCACUCCAGAAGAUGUAGAUCUGGAGAGGUUGGCUUCUCAUGUGUCGGGCAAUUUAGCCUCCUUGCGUGCCAAUGAAGACGAACCUAUAGAUCCAAGAACAUUGGAUUGGGACGGCCCUGAUGAUAUGGCUAACCCGCAUAAUUGGCCUGCUUGGAAAAAAUGGUACGCUACAAUGGUCGCUGCUCUGCUGUGUUUAGUAGUCACGAUGGGUUCCUCAUUGUACGUCUCAGGUGUGCCUGAGUUAGUUCUCAGAUACCAAAUCAACCAGACCCUGGCUUUAGCCGGGUUGACUUUUUAUUUGUUAGGGUUGACAACCGUCAUUGGAGCUCCUUUGAGCGAAGUGUUCGGUCGUAAACCAAUCUAUUUGAUUUCUUUACCUAUAUCAAUGCUGUUCACAAUGGGUGUGGGUCUGUCAGGCGGUCAUAUGAGAAUUAUCUUGCCUUUGAGAUUUUUUUCUGGUGUAUUCGGUUCUCCAGCUUUAUCGGUUGGCUCCGGUACCAUUUUGGAUGUAUUCGAUAUGGAUGAAGUCCCAAUGGCAAUGGCUAUGUUCUGCCUAGCUCCUUUCUUAGGUCCUAUCAUUAGUCCUGUCAUGGCGGGCUUUGCCACAGAGAAACAAGGUUGGAGAUGGGCAGAAUGGAUUCAAUUGAUUGCAGGUGGUUUGAUUUUGCCAUUCAUUGCUCUCAUGCCAGAAACACACAAGGUCGUCAUCUUGACAAAGAGAGCUAAAGAGAGAAAAUUGAACUUGAAAAAACCAACGCCAGAAGAAUAUAAGGCGUUUUUGAAAUUGACACUAACAAUCACGAUUCUAAGACCUUUGAAAAUGCUAGUCGUUGAGCCAAUUGUAUUGGUUUUCAGUAUUUACAUAGCAUUCAUUUUUGCAGUAUUAUUUGCUUUCUUCGAAGCUUAUCCAGUCAUUUAUAGGGGUGUUUAUCAUAUGAGCUACGGUGUAGAAGGAUUAACAUUCAUCGGGAUAGGUGUCGGUUUGUGGAUAGGUGCAGUACUGUACAUGGUGCUAGAUAGAAAAAUAUUAAAUCCAGCUCCUCCACCAGGAACUCCACCACUCGCUAAUCCUACAAGUCUAAGAACUCGUCCAUAUAGAGGUAAAAGAGGUCCAGAUGGUGAAUUAUUACCUCCGCAUCCGGAGAACUUCUUACUAGCUUGCAAGAUUGGCUCUAUUGCGUUACCAAUCGCUUUAUUUUGGCAGGCAUGGACAGCAAGAUCGGAUGUUCAUUGGAUGGCCCCGAUCGCAGCAGGUGUCCCAUUCGGUUUCGGUUUAAUUCUAAUUUUCUUCAGUGUUUUAAUUUAUUUCUCAUACUCAUACCCACCGUUAUACGUCGCAUCAGUCAUUGCUGCUAAUAACAUGCUAAGAUAUUUGAUGAGUAGUGUUUUCCCCUUAUUUACUGUUCAAAUGUAUGAGAAUUUGACAAUUAAGUGGGCUUCCACAUUAUUUGCUUUAGUUUGUGUCGUUAUGAUACCUGUCCCGUGGAUUUUUGAAAGAUGGGGUCCAAAACUAAGAAACAUCUCCCAAUUCGGUUGGGCAGCCAUGGCAAGAGAACAAGCAAAGUUGAAGCAAGAAGAAGAAGAGAGAGAUCAACAUGCAAAGUUAGAUAAAACCAUGAGUAACAUACUAGAACCUAGUCUAACUCAAAGUUUAUCUCGUGUUGUCACUAACAUCAGUACAAAAUCAUUUCGUUCAAACCAUGAUGGACAUGAUAUGAAACAUAAAACAGCCAACAAUAACAUCGACUCUGCAAGAGAACAACGGUCGUUAAAUGAAGCUAACUUAUUUGAAGAAUUGGAUGGUAAUGAAUCCUUUAAAUCUGUAUCCGAGAAUAGUAAUGGCAUAUCUUCUUAA